AUGGUGUGCCGUGAUGACUUAUUGCUUUUCCACAUUUCCCAAUAUUGCCAGAACGGGGAUCUCAUCAGCACUGGUGGUUAUGACAGUAUCACCCAGCACCUCAACGAUGGCAAGAAGACAUGCAAGGAAAUAGAAGACUUCAUGAAAGCCAGGUGAGAAACCAUGAAACCAAGAUAUUGUCCAAUAGAAACCAUGCAUUGAAUCCUCAGACUACACUGUUAAAAUGAAGUGCUUUGUAACACUAACUAGUGCCAACUGAGCUGCCACCACCUUAAAGGAGACGAAAUAUUAACUCUGCUGGUAUUGAAACAUAUGGUUGUGAAGGUAUUGGAACAGGUUGAAGGUGUACUAAAACAUUCAUCCUGAGGUGUUCUGAAACACCACAUAAUCGAGAGUUAUGCAGCACCUUGCCAGAGCCUGGGAGCACUAACCCGGGAAAGGUUAAAAACGCUAUUAUGGUGUUUCUUGUCCUGUGUGGUGAAGAAUUAGAUCACUUCUCUUUUGGUGCUGUUUCCUCUCUCUAAAGCUCCUAAAACACUAUUGUGGUGUUUCAAAUCCUGUCUAGUAGGGUUGGGCGGUGUCCAGAUUUUCAAAUUGUUAUACAGUCCUUCGUUCAUCCUGGGAUUUACAGUAUUACUGAUUUAGUGCACAAGGGGGCGCCAAAAACACAUAAAAGCCCAUUGAGUGUCUAGUACCAGAAUACGAACAAAAUUAGCACAAGUAAUAGCGAAUUUCCAUGGAGGCUGCUAGCUAAAUACGCUAAUAAGCGCAAAAGAAAAUAUACAAAUUGCAAAGACAGGCAAUCCAGCUCAUAAAGUUAUCCAUAUAUAGGUAGGAGCUACCAAAUUUCUUUUUUGGUGAGUUUGGACAUUUACAAGCGAAUGUGAACGAGAGACAUUGUGCAAAUGAACAAAAUGUUGACACAUGCUUGUCUGAAGGAAUAACAGUACUGACUCUGAAGCAGCAUGUGUACACACUGUACUCUGCUCGGAGAAGAGGGGGGAGGAGCAGACAGGCCAAGAAUGGAGAGGGGAAAAAAUGCAAGGAUAUCAAGAUAGCAGUGGCAGCUGUACAAAUAACUCAUCCAAAGGGUUUUGACUUCUCUAACACGGAAGAAAGCAAACACUAUAACUUAGGGUCACGUUAACGCAGAAAUCUGCGUUUUUCAAGUAGGAUUUUUAUUUACGCAUAAGAAAUAUCUUGCUGCGUUUUGUAAACGCAGAUCUAGAAUGCUUCUUGUAAUUUCUGCUCGGCAUCAGACACAUUUUGUGCUUCAGUUGCACUUUCCACUCGGAUGAGAAUUUACAAACAGGCAUUCUAUCAGCAGACAGUGCUCUGACUAGGGUGGCCACAUGUAAAAUACCCAAAUGCGGGACAACGGGAUGGUUUUGUGGGACAUUUGCAGGAUAGUGUAGCCUACACCUGAAUAUUUUUUCUGCACACACAAAAAUCUUCCUCCCGCUGCACCGAGAGAUUAUGCCUCCAGCUACAUUUUGUGAUCCAGAAAGGAGAGACCACUUGUGUGGCUAUUUUAUGACAAUCUGGGAAUAUGUGGCCAAGGAAACAUUUCUGGUUGGUCUCAGUUAGGGAGACUUUUAAAACGGGCUUGAGUGAAGUAGAAGCAAAUAUGUUGAAUGAGUAACUAAUGAGCAUAGAGAGUUUGACGAAAUGACCUUAUGUUUCAGUCUAAUACGGCUAUUUACUUACUUUUGUAGCUUUUCGUUAGACGCACACUUUUUGUAAGUACCGGUAGUUAACUGUCCUCUGCAAGUUUAGCUGGAAUUUAGCCUAAAAUGAUUUUACAAAUGUGAUUGGUUGACAAUAUGGCAUUGGCCUAAGUCUCUUCUUGCGCUGCGAAGAAUAUCAGAUCUAAACAACCUUUUCAAAGGGCAUGAGGAUUCAUUCCACAAUACAGAAGAAAGAUAAGAAAGUCAUUUAAGUGAUAAUGCCCGAGAAGCCGGUGUUUGGAGGAUAUAUUGUCACGGGUGUUGUUAGACCUGAGACGAAGUCAAGGGCCGGCAAACCGUGCCAAUAUAUCCUCCAAACACCGUUUUCGAGGGCAAUUUCACUUUGAUAUAAUGGGUUACCAACAUAUUAAAAUAAUGAUUGACAUAUUUUAAUUAAAAACGUUAUUUUUAUGAAUUUAUUCAUACUAUUUCAUCCUUCCACAAGAUAUAGUCCUGACACAAAUCUAGGGUUGCUACCCAAGCCGGCUGGUUGUUUGUUCUUUCGGUUCGGUUGUUAGAGACGCGACCCAGUCUUUCAGUCUUUUUGUUCUGUAUCUAUGGACUCGACCCAGUCGUUCGUUCUAAAUGUUCCAUUGCCAUACUGGCUGGCAACAUUCUUAUCCCUUGCUUGCUAGCUAGCCAACUACGGCUAACUUACAGUCAUGUCAAACAGUGCAGCCAGAAUAACAACAGUAGCUGCAUUUGCAUUUGUUUAAGCUGUUUUCUAGUUACAUUUAUUUGGAUACAUCCAUAACAAUGAGCUAAUGAGGCGCGAUUUCGCCUGUCAUUGAAAAUGUGCUCACUCGUCAGGACACUGUUGUUCAGGGGAACUAGCCAACAGAACAGCUAACACAAUCACUUCAAACUGAAGGUGGAAAGACUGCAAACUAGCUUCACUUCGUUUCGUUUUACCUUUUUUCAAUUGACAUUUCUAUAUAUAUCCAUAAAAAUGAUGCCAGCUGAUUCAUGAUUUCGACUGGCUGAGAAACGCUGCCUGCCUGUCUGUCUCGUCCCAACUCCCGACACGUUCAUUACUAUGGGACAGCUGGAGAUCGAAUUUGAAUAUUGAAACAAUGUUGCAAAUGUCGGAGAGACAGACAGCAAGGUUUAUACAAAUCUCCGCUGUUGAAAACUAAAUGUUAGUCUAAAAUAAAUGUGAGAUAAUGUCUAGAUGCUUUUUAUAGUGGAGAACAAGUUUAUAAAUUGCUUGGCUGGGCUAAUGAGACAGUGGAUUGCGCAGUCAGAUCGAACAGAGUAAAUAGGCAUUUUAACAUCAUAGAUUUAGCCGGCGGUAACUUGUGGAAUAUACACCGGCUGGAAUGCGGUUUUAACCAAUCAGGAUUCAGCAUUGAAUGAUGUGUUUUAUCUGCUAUUUCCUCAUUUUGGACAGACAAUUAACCAAUGGCAUUGAAUUGUGUCAGUGACAAUCUAAUAUGUAUAGGCUAUAGGCUUACAUAUUUGUCUUGUUGUCCUACACUCUUAGAAAAAAGGGUUCCAAAAGGGUUCUUCGGCUGUCCCUAUAGGAGAACCCUUUUGGGUUCCAGGUAGAACUCUUUUAGGUUCCAGAUGGAACCCUCUGUAGAAAGGGUUCUACAUGGACUCCAAAAUGGUUCUACCUGCAACCACAAAGAGUUCUUCAAAGGGUUCUCCUAUGGGGACAGCCAAAUAACCCUUUAAGGUUCUAGAUAGCACCUUUUUUUCUGAGUGUACUUCAUAUUUACUGUGUAAUACACCACACGAUUUGAAGGGGGAGAAUUUCCCCCUAAUCUAAAUAUAAACCUUUCCUGACAAACUGAUACAGCAUAGUUCAUAUUAUGAAUAAUUUAUAUGUUUGAUUGUAUUGUUUUCUCCUUCCUCCCUGGUAUACUGUACUGUGUAAUCAUUAAUCAAAGCAGAAUACAGACUGUGCAAUUAGUCAAGCACAAGGACACAACCCCAUUAUAACAUUGUCAUAUUGAAAGAUAUAAAGUGUGAUUUUGCAAAUAUAUUGCAGUCAUAUGUUAGUUACUUUAGGCUAAAGAAAGCAGUUAUGGUUGAAGUUGUCUAUAUUUAAAUGUUCUUUAUUUCAUGGACACUACGGACUUCCCUUCUGUGGUGCAUUGUGGUGCACGCUAUAGGCAAAUAGCACAUGCACAUAUUGUAGAUAACAUUUGCGAACUGUUUACCAUGUUGAAUGCACCUCUGAAGAGAUGUGUUUGGUCAUCUUUCAGAGCAUCCAUAGAGGAGAAGUAUGCCAAAGAGCUACUGGGUCUCUCCAAGAAGAUGUGUGGGCACAAUGAGAUGAAGUAA
Coregonus sp. 'balchen' is the source of this 4016-nucleotide messenger RNA. The record is from the annotation of a GenBank genome assembly. NCBI's taxonomy places the organism in Eukaryota, Metazoa, Chordata, Actinopteri, Salmoniformes, Salmonidae.